Messenger RNA from Episyrphus balteatus (marmalade hoverfly), 3691 nucleotides. RefSeq names its product serine/threonine-protein kinase VRK1 (gene bsd). The transcript has 6 exons. Gene Ontology annotation, biological process: signal transduction; peptidyl-serine phosphorylation. NCBI's taxonomy places the organism in Eukaryota, Metazoa, Arthropoda, Insecta, Diptera, Syrphidae. Gene Ontology annotation, molecular function: protein serine/threonine kinase activity; ATP binding. Gene Ontology annotation, cellular component: nucleus; cytoplasm. The coding region runs from base 348 to 3350 and encodes 1000 amino acids. The record is from RefSeq and is a predicted model, not a curated record.
UACACUGCUUGUUCGAGCUCUGUGUGAAAAGAAAGCCAAAAUUUUCGGCUGCUCCGCGAAGACAAGUUUUAUUUUUUUUUUUGCAAUUUUCAAGUUAUUUAAUGAAAAUUCAUCAAUUUCAACAAUAUAAAUUAUAAAUUUAUUUAUUUAAUCAUGUGAAUCAUAAAUUUCUUUAUUCAUAAAGUUAUAAAUAUAGCAGUGUCUGUCUUAAUCCGCCGAAUGAGAAUAACAUUUGCAAUAAAGUUAAUGUUUUCUUUUGGAAAAUAAUAGUAGACGUUCAGAGAUCCAGAUCGGAGAAGAAGAAGAAUCGAGAAAGAAAAAAAAAAGAAAAACCUUCAUCAAAAAUCAUGGGUAAACGUUUAGCUCCCGAACAACAAGCUGCUGCCGCUGCUGGUAGCAGCAUCAGGAAACGCAAACGAGUUUGCAAUGACUUUCAGCAGCCAGAUACUAAGAAUGAUCGACAAAAGUGGGAUGAGCAGGAGACGACGACGACAUCGUCGUCACCCAAAUCUCCGCCGCCGCCAGAAACUAAGACUAAACAAUUGGCUAUUUUGAAUGCAUCAUUGGAUGAUAACUCUCCUAAGCCAGUGUAUCAUUUGAGGCCAAGUGUAGUGAAUGGAAUUCUACUUGAGGAUAUAACUGAAAAAAAGUGGAGAAUUGGAAAGCCAAUAGGCAAAGGCAACUUUGGAGAAAUAUUUUUAGCAUCAGAUAAUAUUUCGGUGCCUGUGACAAGCGAUAAUGCUGAGUAUGUUGUUAAAAUUGAACCACACUCCAAUGGCCCUUUGUUUGUAGAAAUUCACUGUCUUCUGAAUGCAGGAAAGAAAAAUGGCGACAAUCCACUGCCACCCGGAAUGCCAGAGUACAUAGCAUCUGGUUCGCACUAUUUCGGAGAUACUCGCUAUCGUUUCCUGGUUAUUAAACGUUUUGAUCGUGACUUGCAUUCGCUAAUCAAGAAUCGACGUAUUACCCAAAAGUCUGUUCUAACAUUAGCUCUUCAAAUCCUAGAUGUUCUCCAGCAUUUACAUGACAAAGGAUAUUGUCAUAAUGAUAUCAAAGCACAAAAUCUAAUGAUAUCAAAUUGCACCUAUCGCAAAAGUCAGUUAAUAUACGGAAGCACUCAUAUCGAUGACGAAAUUAUCGAUAAAGUUGAGAAAAAAGUAAAGACUUCAAGUGGAAGCGAAUUGAGUGACGCCGAUAGUGGUAAUAGCUCGAAUGAUGAGGAAUAUGAAGAGCAGAAAAGUGACGAAGAAGGUAACGAUCAGGAGGAGGAUGAAGAAGACGAAGAUGAUGAUGAUGAUGAAGAAGAGGAAGAACAAGAUAUGUACAAGACACCAGUUAACAAAAGGAAUCGCGCUAAAGCUGUUGUUCAAUAUAGUGGAUCGAAUCCUGUGCGUUCAUGUAGACGAGACAAACGUAACUCAAUUUAUGAGGAAAUGGUAAAGUCACACUAUCUAAGGCCAGCCAAACGAAUCUGUUAUUCUGAGUUCUUCAACGAAGACAAUUCCAAAGAUGCCACAGAUGCAGAAAGCACAUCAAAACGCCAGCAAAUACGAUCUUCUGCCCGCAAAACCGCUUCGGCAAUGAAACAAAAUCGCAAAAGAUUUGUAUCAGAAUCGAGUGAGGAGGAAAACGAAGACGACGAUGAAGAGGUUUCCGAAAAGGGUGCAGCAGACGAUGACGAUGAAAUUAUUACAGAAGAACGCGUGCAUCUAAUCGAUUUUGGUCUAGCAUCGAAGUUUAUCGACAAAGAUGUCCAUCGACCAUUCGUUAUGGAUCAACGUCGAGCACACGAUGGAACUUUGGAAUUCACAUCACGCGAUGCUCAUAUGGGUGCCCAUUCUCGACGCAGCGAUUUAGAGUGCUUAGGAUAUAAUUUAGUAUAUUGGUCACAAGGAUAUCUACCCUGGCGAGAUGCCGCUGCCCAGCAUCAAAACGAAAAAGUCCACUGGGUCAAGGAGUAUCUAAUGAAGGAUGUCAAGGAAAUGAUGAAGCACAUCUAUGGCAAACAAGUUCCUAAGUAUUUGGGCGAUUAUUUGCAAUAUGUAGGACAAUUAGCAUACCACGAACGACCAGACUAUGAUAAAUGCCGUCGUAUUUUUCUACGAGAAUACAUUGCAUUAGGCUAUAAGCCUAAUGAAAUGCGUUUGAGUACCGAAGAGCUCAUCAAAACAUCCGUUAAGGUCAAAGAGGAAAUCGAAAACAAUAAUGUUAUCGAAAUGAAGAACAUUAAGAGUAUUAUGAAGAAUUUAAACGUUAUCAUGCCAUUCCAUGAGAGCACAUUAUCCAAUCGAGUAUCACCGAAGAAUCUGCGUUCGAAAUCUGCCAAGAAAAAGACAUCACGAAAGAAAUUCUCAUGGACUGAGAUUCUUUCGCAGGAUCCCGAUCAAAUAGCCAGAGAUCGGGCUGAAAAAGAGUUUGACCGCGAGCCAAUUGUCGAGACUCCAUUGAUACGAUAUGAAGGCAAACCUACUUAUGCGAUUCUGGAAAUACAAAAUCGACUGAAACUCAAAGAUCGCAUUGCCGCAUACGUAGCCGAAGAUGGUGAUUCUGAUAAUGAUGAUGAGCCGCCUCCUGUCGUACCGACUAAAGCCUAUUCUGUUAAAAAACAACGUAGCUCCGCAUUACCUGUCAUAAAUGAAGUGACAGCAACGCGAGUAGGUACGAGUGUUACCGAAAGUAAUAAUAAGGCUGCUGGCGGUGCAGGAGCGCCGUCCGCCCGGUCUACUCGAACAAAAGCUGGCCUCAAAACGGUAAUCGCAACAACAACAACACCAUCAAUAGCAAAUACAACUAGUACAAAGCGUGGAACAGACACCAACGUUACACAUAAUACAACUAACAACACACCCAUAACUACCGAGAACAAGAGACAACGUCGAACUAGGCGUUGCCUCAUUAAGACUGGAAGCACUGGCGAUUUCACAACAACAGAUGAAUCGUCAUGUAGUAGCAUUAAUUCAAACACCAUCUCCAUCAAUACUAAUAAUCAUCAAACUGCAGUUGUUAAGAUAAAAGGAAUAACAAAACAAACUAUGCCUAGAGUUGUCAAAGGCAGAAGAAGAAAGGCGAAUCGUAGCGAUCGUUGCUCGAGCACCGAUCGCAGUUCAAAUAAUUCUUCCAAUGUAAAUAGCGAAGAUGACACAAGCAAUUUCAGUGAUCAUGCAAAUCUAUUUAGUCCCAAAAAGAAACGUGGCACAGCCAAAAAGCAAAACAAUAAAAUAAUUCAUUCGGCUAAGGAGGUUUCUUCGCCACCGUGUUUAGCGGCCAGCAACGAAGAUGAUGUUGUUGGGGCGAAGAGGCGAAAGCGUAGCAUACCGAAAAAACGAAAAAGCUCUACUAAAGUUAAAUAAGAAAAAAGAAAAAGUUCGAUAUCCUUAGGCCAAGCGGUGUAGUUUUUGAAUGAAUCGCAGUUUAGGAUUAAGCAGAAAAGUAAAAAAAAAGAGAAAGUCUCUUUGGGUUAGGUGUAUUACACAAAUGUAAAUUAUUUUUUUUUUUAAAUGAAACCAUUUUCCUCGCUUGAUUGCUUGCAGACGAUUGCUUGGAUGGCGAGAUGUUAGACGAAAGAGAUUUGCGAACAUUCAAGAAACGGGCUUGCCGGGGAUGAAAUCGAAUUCAAACAUCUACAUAAAAAUAUAUAUUAUAUUCUAUAUAAAAUAUCUUGCUUAUAAUAAAAAAAAAAAAAAAAACAAAA